CUCCCCGCACAUCGGCCAAGCCCCGCCGCCCGCAGGCCGCAGCCCAAAAUCGCACUCGGCGCUCCCAACAACCAGCCCCCAAAUCCCCCCACAUCCUAGGGCUCACGCUCCCCAAAGUCAAAACAGAAACCUCCAGUCCAGCUGCAACAGGCCAUUUCCUCGACCGCAUCGCCGCCCGUGCGCUCCGCCUCCAUGGCAACCUCCGCCCUCGUCGCUCUGUCCGCCACCACGGCCGCCGCCGCCGCCGGGAAGCGCAUCCUCCUCUCGCGCCCCACCGCCGCCGCCUCCUCCCUCUCCUUCGCCUCCCGCCGCCUGGCUGCCGCCGCGGGGCCCCUCCGGGGGCUCCUCGGCGCGCCAAUCCGGGCCGUGGCGUCGUCGGCGUCGGCGCCCCCCAAGACCAUCGCGGUUGGGGACCGGCUCCCUGACGCGACGCUGUCCUACUUCGACACCUCCUCCCCCGACGGCGAGCUGAAGACGGUGACGGUCCGCGACCUCACCGCGGGGAAGAAGGUGGUGCUCUUCGCGGUGCCCGGCGCGUUCACGCCCACCUGCACCCAGAAGCACCUCCCGGGCUUCGUGGCCAAGGCCGGGGAGCUCCGCGCCAAGGGCGUCGACGCCGUCGCCUGCGUCUCCGUCAACGACGCCUUCGUGAUGCGCGCGUGGAAGGAGAGCCUGGGAAUCGGCGACGAGGUGCUGCUGCUGUCCGACGGCAACGGGGAGCUGGCGCGCGCCAUGGGCGUCGAGCUCGACCUCUCCGACAAGCCCGUCGGGCUCGGCGUCCGCUCCCGCCGCUACGCGCUGCUCGCGGAGGACGGCGUCGUCAAGGUGCUCAACCUCGAGGAGGGCGGCGCGUUCACCAACAGCAGCGCCGAGGACAUGCUCAGCGCGCUCUGAGUUUGCCACGCGCCGACGCCACGGUUGGGUUCGUCGUCUCAAUCCCGGCAAAAAGUUAGUUUUUUUUUUCGUUUCUGAAUAAUCGUGACGGCAACGGUGGCUUGUUCCUGCCGCCACUGUGUUGUUGUGAUCGGCGCUGUUACUAGUGCACUGCACUGCAGAGAUGCAAGUUUGUUGCGAACAUGGCAGUAGUAUAGGUAUAGAUUCCUGCAAUUGUGGACGCCCUCUGUUUCAUUCAUGGCUUGUCAUGGUAUGCUACACUUGUCUGAGAAUUGCUCAUAGUACCACUACUAUCACAGGCGUUCAGUGUGUUCAGUGUUCUUAUCAAAGAGAAGGGGCGGCACAGCCGCAGUAUAAACGGCUCCAUUUUGAUUUGAA
Messenger RNA from Sorghum bicolor (sorghum), 1272 nucleotides. Its product is annotated as peroxiredoxin-2E-1, chloroplastic. Lineage: Eukaryota; Viridiplantae; Streptophyta; Magnoliopsida; Poales; Poaceae. Gene Ontology annotation, biological process: cellular response to oxidative stress; cell redox homeostasis; hydrogen peroxide catabolic process. Gene Ontology annotation, molecular function: thioredoxin peroxidase activity. The transcript has a single exon. The record is from RefSeq and is a predicted model, not a curated record. Gene Ontology annotation, cellular component: cytoplasm. The coding region runs from base 193 to 894 and encodes 233 amino acids.